AUGGCGAAUCAACAUUGCCCAUCUACAGAUUCGGUAAUGGAUCCAGAUACAGCUAAGGAUGGGACACUGACAUCAGAUACACCAUGCCCCAAACCAAAAGACAGCCAUUUGCUUUAUGAAAGAAGAGCACGACACAAUCUCCAACUAUCGGAUCCAGGAAAGGCGUUGGCUAAUGUAGUUGAAGCUGUCAAACACAAAAAGGAUUCAUUCACUGUGCAUUGGUUGGCGGCGAAAGCAUAUGCAUCUAUGACGAUGUAUGACGAUGGUAUUUGCGCCUUUUCAAAUGCAUUGGAACUUUGCUACUUGGAGGACAAACGGCGGGAAAUCCUUACCGACCUACUGGUUCUCUAUUGUAGCAGAGGAAGGGAUAUGAGCGUGUUGGGAAAGAGAGUCACCAAACAGAUUACCAGUGGUACAUGGGCUACAGUCGCUUACGAUCUAACGAGGACUAAAAUGUUUAACGAAGCUUACAUAGCCUACUCACAAUUGAAGACAGUCGCCCCGUAUCAAUCAAACAUUCAGGUGAAUCUGCAGCCGCUGUGUGACGUAGACACCGUGACUAAAGAGGUAUGGAUAUUGGACCUCGUCACGUGCCUGAUCCGUCAUGGUAGCGAUCACAAUACAAUGACGUCACAUGCCGGUGAUACGUAUAUCCAAGUUGUGGUCAGGAUGACCCUUGCCACAGGUGAGUUGGGCCUUUUAAACCACGUGUUGAGAGACAUAGUGCGUCAGGGAGAACUCGAUGACUUGCGAGAUUGCCUUGGAAACACCUCCCUCCACACAGCAACACAGUAUCAGAAAUGUUCGCCAAUCGUUCGCAUGGACGUCAUGAGGUUAUUAGUUGAUUCGGGGAUAGACGAAACACUGGAGAACUCUGAGAGGAAAACUGCAGCCUCAUACCUGUUAAGAUCUGAGAAAAAUCUCCUUCGAUGUCAUCAUGAUUAUAUAUCGAUUUGUUCCGAAAUGAUAGCCGAGAAAGCAAUGCAGACAGUGACUGAUAUAUACAGGGAUUCAGAUAUUGCCAGCAGUGAAGAAGAUGACCAGGAACUCGAAGAACAGACAUACGACGGCCAUACCAUCGAACAACAAACACAGACGAAGGAAAGAGCGGCUAGUGGUACUGUGUCACCUACACACGACGGUCAUGCCACGGAACAAGAAACAAACGAAGACCAUACCACGGAACAAGAAACACACGACGGUCAUGCCACGGAACAACAAACACACGACGGUCAUACCACGGAACAAGAAACACACGACGGUCAUGCCACGGAACAAGAAACAAACGAAGACCAUACCACGGAACAAGAAACACACGACGGUCAUGCCACGGAACAAGAAACACACGAAGACCAUACCACGGAACAAGAAACACACGACGGUGAUACCACGGAACAACAAACACACGACGGUCAUACCACGGAACAAACACACGACGGUCAUACCACGGAACAACAAACACACGACGGUCAUACCACGGAACAAGAAACACACGAAGACCAUACCGCGGAACAACAAACACACGACGGUCAUACCACGGAACAAGAAACACACGAAGACCAUACCACGGAACAAGAAACACACGAAGACCAUACCACGGAACAAGAAACACACGUAGACCAUACCAUAGAACAAGAAACACACGAAGACCAUAACACAGAGCAAGAAACACACGAAGACCAUACCACGGAACAAGAAACACACGAAGACCAUAACACAGAGCAAGAAACACACGAAGACCAUACCACGGAACAAGAAACACACGAAGACCAUACCACGGAACAAGAAACACACGAAGACCAUAACACAGAGCAAGAAACACACGAAGACCAUACCACGGAACAAGAAACACACGAAGACCAUACCACGGAACAAGAAACACACGAAGACCAUAACACAGAGCAAGAAACACACGUAGACCAUACCACGGAACAAGAAACACACGUAGACCAUACCACAGAACAAGAAAUACACGUAGACCAUACCACAGAACAAGAAACACACGAGGGCAAUAUCACAGAACAAGAAACACACGACGGUCAUACCACAGAACAAGAAACACACGAAGACCAUACCACAGAACAAGAACAAGAAACACCGACGUCGGGAAGAGCUGUUAGUGGUACUGUGUCACCUACAAACGACGGCCAUACCACGGAAAAAGAAACACACGACGGUCAUACCACGGAACAAGAAACACACGAAGACCAUCCCACGGAACAAGAAACACACGAAGUCCAUACCAUAGAACAAGAAACACACGAAGACCAUACCACGGAACAAGAAACACACGAAGACCAUACAACAGAACAAGAAACACACGAGGGUCAUACCACAGAACAAGAAACACACGAGGGUCAUACCACGGAACAAGAAACACACGAGGGCCAUACCACAGAACAAGAAACACACGAGGGUCAUACCACAGAACAAGAAACACACGAGGGUCAUACCACAGAACAAGUAACACCGACGUCGGGACGAGAUGUUAGUGGUAAUGUGUCACCUACAAACGACGGCCAUACCACGAAACAAGAAACACCGACGUCGGGAAGAGAUGUUAGUGGUACUGUGUCACCUACACACGACGGCCAUACUGCGGAACACGAAUCAACGACGUCGGGAAGUGAUGUUAGUGGUACUGUGUCAUCUACACACGACGGCCACACCACGGAACAAGAAACACCGACAACGGGAAGAGCUGUUAGUGGUAAUGUGUCACCUACAAACGACGGCCAUACCACGAAACAAGAAACACCGACGUCGGGAAGAGAUGUUAGUGGUACUGUGUCACUUACACACGACGGCCAUACUGCGGAACACGAAUCAACGACGUCGGGAAGUGAUGUUAGUGGUACUGUGUCAUCUACACACGACGGCCAUACCACGGAAAAAGAAACACACGACGGUCAUACCACGGAACAAGAAACACACGAAGACCAUCCCACGGAACAAGAAACACACGAAGUCCAUACCAUAGAACAAGAAACACACGAAGACCAUACCACGGAACAAGAAACACACGAAGACCAUACAACAGAACAAGAAACACACGAGGGUCAUACCACAGAACAAGAAACACACGAGGGUCAUACCACGGAACAAGAAACACACGAGGGCCAUACCACAGAACAAGAAACACACGAGGGUCAUACCACAGAACAAGAAACACACGAGGGUCAUACCACAGAACAAGUAACACCGACGUCGGGACGAGAUGUUAGUGGUAAUGUGUCACCUACAAACGACGGCCAUACCACGGAACAAGAAACACCGACGUCGGGAAGAGCUGUUAGUGGUACUGUGUCACCUACACACGACGGUCAUACUGCGGAACACGAAUCAACGACGUCGGGAAGUGAUGUUAGUGGUACUGUGUCAUCUACACACGACGGCCACACCACGGAACAAGAAACACCGACAACGGGAAGAGCUGUUAGUGGUAAUGUGUCACCUACAAACGACGGCCAUACCACGAAACAAGAAACACCGACGUCGGGAAGAGAUGUUAGUGGUACUGUGUCACUUACACACGACGGCCAUACUGCGGAACACGAAUCAACGACGUCGGGAAGUGAUGUUAGUGGUACUGUGUCAUCUACACACGACGGCCACACCACGGAACAAGAAACACCGACAACGGGAAGUGAUGUUAGUGGUAAUGUGUCACCUACAAACGACGGCCAUACCACAGAACAACAAACACCGACGGCGGAAGGAAUUGUUAACGAAAUUGUGUCACCACAGAAAUCUUCAACAGAACAGGACGUUUCAGACAACAAUACUGAAAACAACAAUACUGAUUUAGUUCUACAGGAAAGUAAUGAAGUGUCACAAAUGUCGGAAGACAAUGCUUCUCAAAUUUAUUGUAAGCAAGAUAAUCAAAGUCAUACGCUAUGCUACAAUGUCCCAGAUGGACAUUCACAAAAUGAUGAAAACAAGUCUUCCAAGCCAGACCCAGAAGAAAAUUUCACUCAAAAUCAUACUACAACCAAUAAAAGACAAGAUGAAUGUUCAUUUCAAGAAGAAGGGAGAUUUGUUAAAGAAUCGAUGGGCUCUUCCCAAGAUGUCAAAGAAGAAUCUACCGGGAUUUAUUUCGCAGACGGACAUAUUGUAACGGGAUAUUAUGCUGUUGAAUCAAACCCUAAGGUAGGAACCAUUUUCAUGGACGAGGUCGUUGAACCACAGGUUGAACCAACUCAGACUGACUCUGACGUCCAGGUCCAUGAUUCCCAAGUCCGUGCCAGAAACGAACAGGAUUCAAUCAAUGAAGAAAAACCAAAAUCUUUACAAAACAGUUCUGUGGAAUCUGACCAGUGUACGAAGACGUUGCGAGAUGACUUGAAGGAUAAACCUACACGUGUAGAGCUCCACAGUUUCACAAAAACUGACGACCAUGAAGAUGAUAAGCAGUACACCAUUUCCCCUCGUGUUCAGGCAUUAUUUGAUAGAGAUAAUCUGUCAGAGGAAACUUCCUCCGAUGAUCCUGAGGGUGAGAAGAUGACUUCCGUCCAAGAAAAUGAUGACAAAUGUGACAGGCAUUCAUCAGGUCUUCCUUCGAACGAAGAAAAACCUCAAACAGGAAUGGGAACAGAGAGCAGAGCAAGUGAUAGUAAGCUGAAACACGGGGCCUCUCAUAAUGAGGACAUAUCCGAUUUAGGACAAGUAAGAACAGAAGAACUACGCGAUACUUUUCCUGGUGGAGUUUCGCCCGAGAGGUUUCAGUGUGGUAGAAAUGGUCCACUUAUGUUAGAGGACAUGAAUUUCACAGAAAACGACUGCAAGCAUUCACACCAUGAUGUUAUUGUUUCCAAAACAAAUGAGGCAGGUGAUGAUGAGAUAAGUAUACAGUCUAGCAAGUCACCCAGUGAGCAUUCUGAGGAUAUAGCGACAGCUGAUUAUGAAGGUACGCAAGGCCAAUUAAACCAAGGUCACCAUGAUGAAACAGACGGAGUACAACAUCCAAGAAUAAAUAAUCUCAACGAAACUAAAGCGGAAAUACAAGUGCUAUUCAGGGAAGGCAAAUCAUGGCUGGUAGACUUGAAACAGAACUUCAAGGGAUUUGAGGUCCUGGGAAAACUUUUGGAAAAGACUAAUCUCUUAGCCACUAAUAAGUAUGCCAAACUUACCAUCCAUUUGAUCUGCAAACACCUGGAUGACUGCGAUGACAAAGAUGUUCCCGAAUGCCUAGUCCACAUUCCAGAGAAAUAUCUGAAGAAGAUUUUGAAACUUCUACUGGACGAGCGAAAAUGGAAUUGUUUUCUUAGUAUUAUCCGUAAACACCGAGAAUGCCAUGGUUCUAAACCAUUGUUUGCAGAUAUAGUAGACGGGCUAUGUCUGGAGGUAGUGAUAUCAGAUUCAAAGUUUCGGAAACAUACGAAAAGAUUGGAGAAUUUGAUCAAGUGUUUAUUGGAUAUAGGAGCAAGCAUGCCAAAUGAAGGAAAUGAUUGCAUCCGCGCAUGCGUCAGCAAUGCUCACUACGGGGUGCUACCCUUAUUGCUGUCGAGGGAAGCUCAUCCAAAACACCUAACCAUGUACCACGGCGAUACGCCUAUACAUGCUGCAGCUUCGAUCGCGUUAAAAACAGGAUAUUUCGAGGUAUUUGAAAUACUCUUAAAGAAGUUUAAAGAUGAUCCACAGGGACACUGCGAGUGUGAUCCUACUGAAAAAGACAGAAACGGAGACGGAAUCUUACACAUUACUCUUCGCCAUCCCGAUGACAGAAAAUCCAGACAACUUAUCAAACUAGUGCUUCAACAUCUUCCUAAAACCUCAACGGCCCUUUCAAGGAAUAACAAAGGACAAUAUCCAUCAGAUUUGAUAAAUGAAAAACGUGAUGAAAGAUGGCGAUUAUUGGAAAGUGUUUUUCCGUCUUUUUUCGCUGAACAAAAAAUGAAGAAAAUAUCGCGCAAAACAGCUCGUAGACGAAAGGGCAAUCCACUUCAUUCUAGACACAAAACAAAGGUUCCAGAAGUUGACUUUCCCGGAUCGCCCACAGUUCUCCCUUCAAAUGAAAUUGAUGGACACUUGAGUUGUUCCAAUUCUUCGAUGGAAAAAAAUAAGAUCCCUAAGGAUUUAGCUGAGGAGAACAUUAUUGAUCAUAACGAAAACAGCGUACCUGACAAACCUUCUGAAACUCUGGAAACUGUUUCCUCUAGUAACUACAACACACCGACAUCGUCAAUACUCAUCGAGUCUGAUGACACAAGUUACUCUUCUGGAUCUGAAAUGGAACAAUAUCCAUCUUCACCAGAUCCGGUCCAGAGUCAUUUUCUGAAUCCUCAUCCUACUGGACAACAGAAAUUUCAACCAGAUUCAAGAGAAACAGAAUAUCAUCUGACACGCAGAGAUCAUAAUGACGGAAAACCUUCGAAACAUAGACCUAAACUAAAGCAAGAUGAUAACCUAUUGCACGAGGAAAGAGAGCAAGAGGACGAAUUGACAGAAAAGGGAAAUGAAGACACGGAGGAUGUUGCAACAGAAUAUCCGAAGGAAAACCAGCAGAUUAGUGACGAAAGCUUGAAAGGUGAUGCGGCUUUGACUGCGGAUAAAAAUGUUGUUCAUGAGGAUUAUUCGAUAUCGACCAACAAAAAUGCUGCCAAUGAGGGUAUUUUGAGCUCGGAAACAAAUGGUCUUUUUGGUAUUGAGCAUCAAUGCGGAGAUGUGAAUAAAAAGAAAGACGAGGCAAGAGGGAACACGAAAAUGUUUAAAGUUGAUGAUGAUAGGGAACAUGGGAAUAUUCAAACAUCAGAAGAACAAAGUUCUACACAAACAAAAUUGGCGCAUGGCGAGGCCCAGAUUUUAGAAUCUGAACCAAUACAAGUAAAAAUAGAGGGAAAUGAAGAACAAGAGAAUCGCGGUACACAACCAAAGGAAAAAGACAAGUCGGAAAAGAAAGAUAUAGACUGGGAAAUUGCACAGACGAACGGAGAAGAAUUUCAAGAAGAUCAACAAGCAAGUGAAUUUCUUGAUAAGAUUUCUUCGAAACUCGAGGACCUUCCCUUCAAAGUAGAAUGUUCCAAAUCAUUUUGGAAGACAAUGACCAGUAAAAUGGAUCGAACAAUAGAAGACAAAAUUCUAAAGAUAAUUGUCGAUCUUGCAAGUGGAGAUUGGCAUCCUAGCAUAGCAAAGGAAUUACAUUCACCUAAAAACGUGAAGUUAUACGAGUCCAAAAUUGGAAAAGGGAGUAGGCUUAUUUGGCAAAAGGCCAUUAUAUCACAUACAGAAAGAGGAAUGUUCGGGAGCAACGAAACUCCUGGUGAUGCCGUGAUUCGUAUCUGGUAUUAUGUCGCGAGUCAUGAUGAUAUCCACAAGUAUGUUUUCCAAUGUUUGUCGUGCCCUAAAAUACCAUCAAGUUCUACGCCUUUUCAUCAGAUAUGCUGGCACAUAUCCGCGAACGAUCCGGAAUUGGCGGUUGACUUUCCCUUUCGUGUUACGGACUUGCAGCAAGCCAUCAUCAAUCUAGAAAGUGAGGCUCCCAUUUUAUUGAUAGGUCGAAGCGGAACAGGAAAGACGACAUGUUGCAUGUUCCGGAUGUGGAACCAGUUCAUUGGUCACUUGGCACUGUUGAACUCAGAGGACGGAAGCCAAGGGAAUAGUGAGCAGGCAGCCAGAAUGAGCAAUAACGUCACAGAUUCGGGCAUGGACAUAUCAGCGGAACCGGAAGGAGGUCAACAACACGUGAUGGAUGAUUCUAUCGUGUGUCAAAAACAACUUCACCAAAUAUUCCUCACAAGGAAUGCAGUUCUUUGCAGUGAGGCAAAAAAGAAUUUCAAUAAAAUGAGGCAAGGCAGCUCCAUAGCCCGAAAAUUUGAUCUUUCCGACGACGCGUCCCUUCCUUGGCGCUUUGAUGACAUUCGUGAUUCUCAAUAUCCAUUAUUUUUGACUUUGGAACAACUCUUAAACUUGAUGGAUGCCUCUAUUGGACCACCUUUUUUCUACGAGAGGGAAAACGACGGAUCUCGGAAAGGGAGUAGGAGGAACCUGUUCGAAGAAGAUUUGAGCAUCAGUGGACUCCCUGACGGAAUACAAGAGAGAGUUGCCAAUGUCCACACCGACUCUUUAAAUUCUAAAAGAAAAUUUCAACAGCCAACAGAGGUGACAUUUAAGAUAUUUAGAGACAUUGUUUGGCCAAAAUUAGCGUCAGGAGCAAACAGCUGGAACCUUCGCUUGUUUGGAUGGAGUUCGUAUCUAUCAUCAAAGGAUCUUAUGAAUCACUCUUGCAACCAAAAGGUUAUCUGUCGCGCGAAAGUCUAUCUAGAUGUUGGGAGGAAAAGAGCACCAAACUUUGACGGCGUCAGACAAGAGAUUUAUUGUCUGUUCGAAAAGUACCAAAAAGUACUAACAAAACAGAAUCUUUUUGAUGAAUGUGACCUGGUCCAUUCGAUCAAUUCUCGUCUCCAACCUAAACACGCCGAAGCAUGGGAAAUUCAUCAGCUAUUUGUGGACGAAAUACAGGAUUUUACGCAAGCUGAAAUCUGUCUUCUAAUCAAGAUCUGUCAGGAUCCGAAUCAAAUGUUCCUUACUGGUGAUACGGCUCAAACUGUCAUGCAUGGAAUACAAUUCCGAUUUUGUGAUAUCAGAUCUAUGUUUUACAAUAUCCGUGAAGCCAUGAAAACCUGCAACAACCGAGGGACGUACCUAGUAAAUGUACCAGAUAAAGUAUAUCAACUCACUCAAAGCUACCGGUUCCAUGACGGUAUUCUCGCUCUGUCAUCGAGUAUAUUAGAUAUCAUGGCACAUUUAUUUCCAGACUCAUUUGAUCGUCUAAAAACGGACAAGGGGCUUAUAGAAGCGGGGCCCCUACCAGUGCUACUUGAGUCAUUAAAUUUCUCAGAGCUCGUCAUGCAUAUUUCCGGCAAGGAAAACCAAAAAGAUGACGAUUCGGAUAUAGAGCUUGGAGUACAUCAGGCGAUCCUUGUGAACAAUGAAGCAGCUCUACAACAGAUUCCAAGGCAGCUGCAGAAAAAUAUCACCUUGACGAUAUACGAAUCAAAAGGGCUGGAAUUCAACAACAUUUUCCUCUUUAAUUUCUUUAAAUUUUCAAGCGCGUCAAAAGAGUGGCGAGCAGUUUCCACCCUACUGACGGAGUUAGCUGAAAAUGAAACUAGCGUGGAUAUAUUACGAACAGGCAUGCACCAGCUGGAUGAAGGUAUGCUUUGUGGGAAGGGCAGACCCCGAGCUCAAACAUUUAACCCAAAGCUUCACAAAGCACUGAACUCCGAACUAAAGCUGUUAUACACAGCGUUGACACGAGCCCGGGUGAAUGUGUUGAUAUUUGACGAGGAUGAAGAGAAACGUCGACCAAUGUUCGAAUACUUCAAGGCACGCAAUCUUGUCACUGUUGGGACAGGGUAUUCCACACAAGAUCACACGGAGCAUCAGUGUGAAAAAGACGACUGGCUUGCUCGUGGAGAAGAUUUCAUGAAGAAAUGUUUGUACCGGGAGGCAGUCAAGUGUUUCAGCAAGGGUGGAGACAACAACUUGGCUACCCUCGCCAACGCUCACUUCAGUAAGGAAACUGCUUUAAAGUUGCGUGACAAAAAGUCCAGACAAGAGAAAUUUCUGAAGGCUGCAAAACUCUUCCGAUCGGUGGACAUUAGUACAGACAAAAGAACACAAACUUACGCUAUGGAAUGUAUUAUCGAAUCCGGAGAUUUCGGUAAAGCCGCUGAGUACUGUGAAGAAAUCGGACAGUAUGGACAAGCUGCUAAGAUUUACAACACCCGCCUAAAACAGCCAGUGACAAGUAGUGAAUGCUACGAAAAAGCACAGCGCUUUGACGAAGCUGUGGACAUCCUUUAUGAAUCUGGUUACUAUGAGAAGGCAAUCGAUGUGGUCAGUAGAUAUACCGAACAGAUAAAGACAUUGGAGUCAAAGAACGAAGAAAUUCCCAAACUAAUGACGAAACAUCAACCGUGUAAAAAGCACGCAUUGGAACAUCUAAGAAUUAAAAGUGCAAACGUCUACCAUCAGCGAUACUCAAAUGAUCAGAAAAAGAAAUAUGAGGAAGCGUCCAUGUUGUACUUAUCAAAUGGAAAGUCCGAGAAGGCACUGACUGUUGCCAGGAAAUCAGGUAACACCAAUCUCAUCGCUCAAUAUCUAUUGACUGACACCCAAAUCAGGACACACAAAGAUCCAUUACACAGACAAUCGCAAACGCUAAGGCAGGUAAAUGAACUGAUAGACCUACUUAUUCAACUUCCAUCGAACAACAAAUUGAAAGGGCAGACAUAUUUGCUAAAAGCAGAAUUAUUGCAAACCGGAGGAAAUGACAAGGAAGGUCAAUCAGCUCUUGUAACAGCUCGGGAAGCUUUUAAAAGAUGCAACCCACCUUGUAUAGCGGGACAGGUAGAUUGUCUUGCACUAAUGUUGAAAUUGGAUGCUAAUAGGUACAAUAUUUCCUCUGCUGUGGAAGCAAUGCAUUUCCUAUUUUUGAUGGUAGAAUGUUUAGAGAAAACAUUUCCCACCUAUGACGACAUACGAGUCAUAGAAGAUAUCUACAAUUACUUCGGUUUCGAAUGCAACAAAGAUCGUUUGACUUUGAGAAAAAACAGUCAUCAUCAUCUUGCCCCAGAAAUGAUAUCUCACUGUCAAACAGAAAAUGAACAUGACGUCAAAAAAGCUAUCAGCGAGUUUUGGAAACGAAAAGCUUCUACUUGGUAUACCAAAAUAAACAAUGUUCUUAAAAGUUUGCGGAAGAAUAUAAAAUCAUGUAGCUGCAACGAUGAGUUUUCAAAAGAACCAUGCAAAUCCAACUAUAGUUUAACAUUUGGAAGUAUGAAGACACUUCUAGAGAUUGAUCUGCUGCAAAUAGAGCUUCAUGGAUACAUUGCACAGACAUCUCAAACGUUUAUUGAUAUUCCAGUGAGACCAUGCCGUGCUUUCUUUCAUCAUCUGCAGCCACAGAACUUCGUAAAAUGUCUUGGAUCAGAAGAAAGGUACAGACUGGCAGAUAUUGUACGGAACACCAAACGUAGUGUGAAACAAACAUUGAUUAAAGAAAUGCAACAAGAGUGCGUCAACAUGACGGGAAAGGAAAGGAAAUGGAGCACCGGUCUUUUCAUGAAACAACACUUCUUGGUGAACUAUUUACAAUUGGACUGGAAUGUGCGAGAGAACAUGGAAAAGUUCGUGCAGGACUUAUACAUUGAAAUGUCGAAGAAAUCUAAAGAUCACGAAGCUCGGGCACGUUUACACCACCUUGGCUGUUUGACAAAUAACAAAAAAGUUGAAAGUCUUGCCGUACGAUUUGUGGACGCGUACGACCAAAUAUCAGAAGACAUGAAUCCAAUGGAUGCUUUAAAGAUAUUCACAGCUUUCCUCAAGUUGCUCAGAGGUGUUGACCGAGUAGUUUUACCAGAUCGUAACUACCUGGUUAUGUGGAUGGAAUACUUCUUUGUGGUUGGAUCCUACCUGAUUGGAAAGGCCGAUCACAAUGUCCAUUUUGUACUUCCCACAUCCUAUAUCAACAUCACACAUUACAUUGAUUCAAGUUUCUCAACGAGGGAGAUGGCAACACUAGAAGCUAUCAAGAAAACAAAACGGAAACGUUUAGAAGUAUGGUACAUACAGCGAAGGAUGGAAAUAAUCGCUUCGUUUUUGUGUGGGGAAGACCCUAAAUCUGGACUAAUGAAUGAGGUAUUCAUAUCAACACAGAAAGAUGUUGAAGUAAUCGAGAGGGUACUGAUGUUAUCUUUGACUUGUCUGUGUAACAUGGGAAACUUGAUUCAGACAGCUUUGGAACCUCGGUUACUACGACAGUUACGCUCGAUUCAACUACCACAUGAUGCUCCCGUCAGAUUGACAGAAGCUGUUGAAGCAUUGAAAGUAGCAACCGGGCCACUCGCUAUAGGCAAUGCCUAUAGGAAGCUCCUAUUUGAACGUGGCGAAGGACUUGGUUCGUACAGCUUAUGGUGGGGAUCUCUGCAGUUUACGUCACUAACAAUACUUAAUGACAUCCUCCCCACUAGUUUUUAUGAGGAAGCCACUCGUAUUCUGCUACAAACGCCGGACAAAGCCACAUCAGGAGAAUGUAAAAUGGAGGCAACGGGCACUGACAAAGAAGAAACAAAAGAAGAAGAUACAUCUGUGGAACGUAACAGUGUUCAAAAUGAGAAAGCCACUGGCAUGGCGAAUAAAGAAUCUGAAAGAGACACAUUAAAGGAGAUAUGUGAUGUUAAACCUGAGGAAACGAAACGUGUCCUGUUUGAAACACCAGAUAAAGCUGUAUCAGGUGAAUCUUAUAGCACAAGACAUGAAGUGACGACUGACUGUCUUCUCAGAACACCGGUAUUCUACACAUCAGGGCCAGACUAUACUGAAAACGUGGACGACAGCUCGUCCAUACAAACGGAAAGAGGCGGUCAUGCUAAGGAAGAAUACAGAGAGAAAGAUAAGGACGAUGGCAUUGACUGGUUCUCGCAAGGCGCGUCAAACAUGACCAAGUGA
Molecule: messenger RNA, 12450 nt
Organism: Pecten maximus
Lineage: Eukaryota; Metazoa; Mollusca; Bivalvia; Pectinida; Pectinidae
Molecular function (GO): protein binding
Source: RefSeq, a predicted model, not a curated record